Messenger RNA from Cyprinodon tularosa, 2690 nucleotides. It is a transcript of the gene cep78, whose product is annotated as centrosomal protein 78. Gene Ontology annotation, cellular component: centrosome. NCBI's taxonomy places the organism in Eukaryota, Metazoa, Chordata, Actinopteri, Cyprinodontiformes, Cyprinodontidae. The transcript is spliced from 16 exons. The record is from RefSeq and is a predicted model, not a curated record. Bases 130 to 2499 code for a protein of 789 amino acids. Gene Ontology annotation, molecular function: protein binding.
UUUCACAACAAAGCAGCAGCGCCGCAUUCAAGCUCGAUAACAACCGCGGUAAACACACUGCAGGGGCAGCAAAACCAUCCAGAUGCACACAUUAGAAUAAAAUAUUUUGGUUAUCGUCUACCGGCAUAAAUGGAAGACAUACAUGGAAGGUUAAAGAUAGUAAGAGAUAAUGCUCAGCUUCGACGGCAGGGUGCUCAUGACUUCUUGGCCUAUUAUGAGCUUUCCUGUGCAAGGCAGGAUUCAGUCCCUCUCCCUGCUGUUAAGAUGCAUUUAGACAAAGGAAUGCUUGAUUUUAAUGGAGACAGAGUCAAAUCGACGGACUGGGCACCUAUUCUCCACUCUAUAUCCAUCAACAAGCACCUGCACCAUAUUGCAAUAAGCAGCACACAUCAGGGAGGAUUAGCUUUUGCAGAUUCAGAUAAAAGGUACUAUAAGUCUACCUUUAGGAGGAAGAUUCCUGCCUUUCGCUCCAGGGACAUGACUUUUAAGCUGUGUAGGGCACUCAGAGAGUGUCUAAGUGUUUCCCCCAAUCUCAAAACUCUUCAUCUGAAUGGACUUCCAUUGAGAGAAAGGGAUCUUAUGACUUUAACAAAGGGUUUGGCAAACAGCAAUUCCUUGGAAAACAUCUCUCUGGCUUACUGUCCCAUCUCUGACGAGGGUCUAGAAGUCAUUUGCCAAAGUGUGAAAUAUUCUACUAGCAUCAGGUCUGUAGAUUUCACAGGGUGCGGUCUAACCUGGAAAGGAGCAGAGCAUAUGGCUAACAUCAUCAAGCACCAGGCAAUGCAGAGACACGGUACUGCAUGGGCAGAGUCCCUGAGGUAUCGACUGCCACAGUUUGAAGGAAUGAGCGGUCUCCGUCGUGUCACUUUAAACUGUAACACUUUGAUCGGGGAUCGGGGGGCUGCUGCUCUUGCGCAUGAAUUGUCUGAGGACCUCUGGGUUAAAGCUAUGGAUCUACAGAGAUGCGGUUUGUCCAAUGAAGGAGCUUGUCGCUUGUUGGAAGCGUUGAAAACAAAUUCCUCUCUGUGUGUGCUGGAUAUUCGCAGUAACCCUUUAGUUGACAAAGUUUUAAUUAAAACAGUGAUUGAGAAAGUGCUUAUGAAUGCUGAAGGAAAGUCACCUGAGUACUGCUGGAUAAAACCAACAACCACAGAGUUACACAGGCCAAAUGGGCCAAAAAGAGGAGCCAUACCUAUUACUGUGAGACGAAGAUCAUUGUAUAGGAAAGCCCCUCAUAAAGGAACAUCUCCUACAGGACAGAGUUCAAGUGUUGCUCAAACCAAGAAGCCCUCGUCUUGUCCGAGUUUUAUUCCUUGGCGUGCUGCUGCACGAGCUGGCCGCCAGAGAGGUUUUCCUCCUGGUAUUACGGUUGUAGAACGGCACUUUCAGGGUGCAGCAACAAUCAGAGUUACAGUGGAAUCAAACUCAGAGGAAGAGGAGGACAGUGCAAAUGAAAAUGAUGAAGUGGAGGUGGAAGUGGGGCAGACAUCACCGUCUCUUGGACUCAAGGACAGAAUAACUGGACAGCAACUUAAUCAUAUCCAGAUGGAGCUGAGGGAGUGCCGCCUAAGGUUGGCAGAAGAGCGCAGAGCUCGACUAAAAGCAGAGUCAAGGCUUAUGGAGUAUGAGCUGGAGAAUGCCAGACUUCGUGAUGCCAACCGUUCACUGUCUGAAGCUCUUGCAGCUACCGGCUCUGGAUCAGCGCUGCGUACUUUAAGCGCUCUUGAAGACGAGGCAGUCCUGGAGAGCAUUGAGAACUCAUUUAAUAAGUUCCAUGCCUUCCUGGACCUUCUGAAGGAUGCGGGCCUAGGUCAGCUGGCAUCAAUUGCUGGGAUUAACACAUCAGAUUUCCAGCCUUCUGGAAAACCCCAGCUCUCCUCUACAGUGGGACCACAGUUGGAACGUACCACCUCAACGACUGUAGAGGAUGUUGAAGCAAAGCCUGAUCAAUCUUCUUUGGCAAUUAAAAAGGCAGUGUCUCCUCUUGUCGGAGCAGCCUUUACUCAAACUCGCCGGUCUCCACCCUUGCAUAAAGACCAAUCAGUGGAAUCGACCUUUAAUUAUAAUGGAUUAGAGCCAGCAGAUCCAGCAGUGGCUGAAGAGGAGCAACCACAACAGUAUCUUUGCCCUGAAAUGCAACCUGAUUUUGGCUCAGAGCACAGUUUUCAUAGUCAGAAGUCCUUUGAUAAAAACUUCCAAUCUCAACCAAGCAGGCAGAGAAUGGAGACCAGCUCUAACAGAAGCAACAGUUACCAUGGUAAUGACUUCAGCAACAACUCCUAUGGUCAAGCCUCUCAGAACAAAGGGGCCCACCGUGGCUCUUUUGAGAGUGUCAGUGAUAUUAUGAGUGACAAGGCAGAGACUCUGGGGUCCAUCAGCAGAGGGAAUGGGGGGCUUAUAGUUAGUCAGCUGGGCUCAGAAAAAGCAGCUUACCCUGGGAGGGCUACUCUGAGACAAGUCAGGUCUCCAAGCAGUCAGUCAGAUAAUGAAUUUUUCUGAAAUGAUGUGUGAAAUGUAUUAAUCAUACUUUUAAUUUUAAUUGAAGCAUCAAAAGGGUGUUUUUUUUUCUCCAAUUUUUGAAGAACUUGUAUUUUUAUUUUUUGUAGAAAGGAACUGAGCUGAAAGAGAAAAGGCUCUUGCUUGUUGUCUUUUCGCUGCUGCUCUUUGUAUUAAAUAAUUUUGUUAAACCU